AGGGUUUCAUUGCCAACCAUACCCCUUUUUUCUCCUUUCGAACAUGGCGGAAGAGCUAACGGAGAAUCACCCCCAGAUGCUCGUCGGAGACGAACGCGCCGCAAAUAAGGUGAAGCGCCAGUGCGUCUGCGACGCGCCGAAACAGGGAAGAGAAGACCGAGACGAGGAAGGCCCUGAUUCGAAGAGAUACAAGUUGGAGAAAUGCUCGGAAGCCGGCGAGAAGCCCGAUGGAGCCAAGCAAAAGGAAGAAGUCGGAGGAAAUCUGGAGGCGGGAGGAGGCGGAUCGGACCAGAUCGAAACGGCGGCAGGAGCAAGAAUCGGGCCGAAGGCGUUCCGAUUGUCGACGGACAUGUUCGAGUACUUUUUGAAGCUUCUCCGAUCGUGGCCACCCAAUCUGAAUCUCAACAAGUACGAGCACCUGGUAAUGCUGAGCUUGCUGGAGAAAGGCCACCCCGAACCUGCAAAGAAGAUCGGGAAAGGCAUCGAAGCAUUCCAGGUGCGCUACCACCCAACGUGGAAGAAUCGAUGCUUCUUCAUUGUUCGAGUCGAUGGCAGUGCUGAUGAUUUUAGCUUCCGCAAAUGCGUCGACAACAUACUGCCUUUGCCUGACCAUAUGAAAGUGAACUCAGCAUCAAACAACUUGUCCGGCGACAGAAAUGGAAGCCGUUUCAGGGGAGGUGGGAGAAGAGGCGGUCGAGGCUAUGGGAGGAAGGGCAAGCAUUAGGCGAUGGUUCUCUUUGGUUUCUUUGAAUUGUAAAUCAAUGCUAGAUCGAGUGCUAAGUUAAAAAGAUGGGACUUUUUUGUUUAUAUUGAUGCCCCAUCAUUGGACAUUUUGGUGCCUUGUUCAGUGAUUAUAGACUUAUAGUUCGUCUUA
This is a messenger RNA of Zingiber officinale, 874 nucleotides long. RefSeq names its product protein EMBRYO DEFECTIVE 514-like. Bases 44 to 724 code for a protein of 226 amino acids. The record is from RefSeq and is a predicted model, not a curated record. Gene Ontology annotation, biological process: chloroplast organization; chloroplast rRNA processing. The transcript is spliced from 2 exons. Gene Ontology annotation, cellular component: chloroplast. Lineage: Eukaryota; Viridiplantae; Streptophyta; Magnoliopsida; Zingiberales; Zingiberaceae.